AUGACAAGAUUUAAUUAUGAUUCUAUAUUUUCAUUAUUUCCUAAAUGUGAAGAGCUUAUGAGCGCUGUUAGUAUUAAUGAAGAACAUUUAAGUACGUGGGAGGAUAACUGUAAUAAUUUUAAAAAGAAAUUCCAAAAUAUUUCUAAUCCCUAUGCCCUAGAUAUAUGCCUUUUUAAUCUAAUUGAUGGAAAACAUCAUCUAUUCAUAAAAGAAUUUUAUAUGAAAUUAAUCGAACUAGCAUUCGAGAGUACAUAUUUUGAUACUUAUUUUUAUAAUAUUAAAGAACAUAAUAUUUCUGAUGAAUUCGAUAUAGUGAAAGAUCUAUAUGACAUUAAUAUAGAAAUUGAUAACAUAAAAAAAUCUGAUAGUACAAAGUGUAAUAAUAAUAUAUGCAUGUGUGCAAAAAACUGUGAACAAAUAUAUAGUCAGCUCAAGUAUGAAUGUGAAAAAAAGUACGACUCUGGUUUACAUACUACUUUAGAAAACAUACGAAAUAAACUUAUUCAAGUGAAUUCGAUAAAAGAUUGCACAAUAAAUUUACCAGAUAUAUUACCUUUUAUUCAGAGACGAACUUUAUUAGUUUCUACUUCAAUAUCUAUUUUUACAAUAUUAUUAAUAUUGUGUGCUGUAUUUUUUAUAAAUAAGUUCACUCCAUAUCGUUCCCACUUACAAGUUUCCGUAAAAAGGAUAAUACAUGUAUUUAAAAAUACAAAUGAAGUAUGGGAUAUAAUGCAGUCAUUUGAAGCAUAUUACAAUAAUUCAGGAGAUAGGAGAUAUAAUGUAUUAUAUAAUUUUGCAUAG
This is a messenger RNA of Plasmodium gonderi, 801 nucleotides long. Its product is annotated as variable surface protein. The record is from RefSeq and is a predicted model, not a curated record. Lineage: Eukaryota; Apicomplexa; Aconoidasida; Haemosporida; Plasmodiidae. The coding region runs from base 1 to 801 and encodes 266 amino acids. The transcript has 4 exons.